Messenger RNA from Xyrauchen texanus (razorback sucker), 6636 nucleotides. Its product is annotated as transcription factor RFX3-like. Gene Ontology annotation, biological process: regulation of transcription by RNA polymerase II. Gene Ontology annotation, molecular function: DNA-binding transcription factor activity, RNA polymerase II-specific; RNA polymerase II cis-regulatory region sequence-specific DNA binding. Gene Ontology annotation, cellular component: nucleus. The transcript has 17 exons. NCBI's taxonomy places the organism in Eukaryota, Metazoa, Chordata, Actinopteri, Cypriniformes, Catostomidae. The record is from RefSeq and is a predicted model, not a curated record. The coding region runs from base 142 to 2433 and encodes 763 amino acids.
UUGCCCUGCGCUGCAGCGCCAUAGUCACCGUAGUCCUGGCGACUGUAACCCACCAACAAUAACAACAACAACCUCCUCCUCUCCGCUCCAUCCUUACCAGCACCUUCCUCCCAUCCUCAUCCUCACACUAGUCCAGGCGCCAUGCAGACCCCAGAGGCAGGCGCUGACUCCGCGUCCACCGUACCCCUUCAGACCAGCGUGCCUGUGCAGCCUGCGGUCAGUUCGCAGCAGGUGGCAUCUCAGGUGCCUGUCCAGCAACAGGCGCAGACUGUUCAACAGGUCCAGCAUGUGUACCAAGCACAGGUGCAGUAUGUUCAGGAGGAAAACAAUGGCGUUUACACCAACGGAAACAUGCGGACGUAUUCGUACUCAGAACCGCAGCUGUACAACCAGAACAGCGGCGGGAACUACUUUGAUACACAAGGCAGCUCGGCUCAGGUGAGCACUGUGGUGACGACUCACAGUAUGGCCAACAACGGGAACGGGAACGGCGGUCUGGCCAUGGGCCUGUCUGGAGGCCAAAUCAUCAGCAGCUCAGGAGCUUAUCUGAUUGGAGGAAACUCCAUGGAUGGCUCCGCCCCUCACACUCAGACAACUAGAGCCUCCCCCGCCACGAUUGAAAUGGCGAUUGAGACGCUCCAAAAGUCUGAAGGUUUAUCCAGUCAGAGAAGUUCGCUGCUCAACAGCCACCUUCAGUGGCUGCUGGAUAAUUACGAGACAGCAGAGGGCGUAAGUCUGCCCCGCUCCACCCUCUACAGUCACUACCUGCGCCACUGUCAGGAGCAGAAACUGGAACCAGUCAAUGCUGCGUCUUUCGGGAAACUCAUCCGCUCCAUCUUCAUGGGGUUGCGCACCCGCCGCUUGGGCACCCGAGGGAACUCCAAGUACCACUAUUACGGGAUCCGUGUGAAGCCGGAUUCUCCUCUGAACCGGUUACAGGAGGACAUGCAGUACAUGGCACUGAGACAGCAGCCCGUCCAACAGAAGCACAGAUUCAAGCCAGUGCACAAGAUGGACGGUGUUUCAGUGGAGAACUUUUCCAGUUGUGGUCCGCACACGCCCAACAUCGCAGAGCAGACGUUCAUCGCUCAAAGCCCGCAACAUCAGCAGUUCCUGGAUGCCUCCAGAGCUCUGCCAGAGUUUGUUGAACUUGACCUUGGAGAGUCUGUGGAAGGUGUCGGCCCAGAGGACGUCAAAGCUCUUCAGACACUGUACAAAGAACACUGCGAGGCCAUUUUGGACGUGGUAAUAAACCUUCAGUUCAGUCUAACUGAGAACCUGUGGCAGACUUUCUGGCGCUAUUCUACCUCCAACUCUGUAGAGGGUGUCACCGUCACAGAAAACAGUGGGAUGAGCGAGAUCGAGGGCCGUCUGCCCCAGGCCAGACUGGUUCUGCUCUGCCGAAAUGAGGCGGUGCUGAAGUGGAUGAACACCUGUGAUUACCUGAUGUAUCAGGCCCUCGUGGAGAUCCUCAUCCCUGAUGUUCUGAGACCCAUUCCUAGUGCCUUGACUCAAGCCAUCCGUAAUUUUGCCAAAAGCCUUGAGGGCUGGCUCACCAAUGCCAUGAGCAGCAUUCCCCAGAGGAUGAUCCAGACCAAGGUUUCCGCUGUUAGUGCCUUCGCUCAGACCCUCCGCAGAUACACAUCUCUGAAUCAUCUGGCACAAGCAGCUCGUGCGGUCCUGCAGAACACCUCCCAGAUCAACCAGAUGCUCAGCGAUCUCAACCGCGUUGACUUUGCCAAUGUGCAGGAGCAGGCCUCGUGGGUGUGCCAGUGUGAAGAGGGGGUUGUCCAGCGCCUCGAGCUGGAUUUCAAGGCCACGCUCCAGCAGCAGAGCUCGUUGGAACAGUGGGCAGCUUGGCUGGACAAUGUGGUCUCUCAAGUUCUCAAGCCGUAUGAGGAUAAACCAAGCCUCCCCAAAGCUGCACGGCAGUUCCUGCUCAAGUGGUCUUUCUACAGCUCUAUGGUCAUCAGAGAUCUGACCCUUCGGAGCGCUGCCAGUUUUGGCUCUUUCCACUUGAUCCGGCUGCUGUACGAUGAGUAUAUGUUCUACCUGGUGGAACACCGUGUCGCCCAGGCAACGGGAGAGACGCCUAUUGGAGUUAUGGGAGAGUUUCAGGACCUGAAUACCAUGUCACCUGCCAACAUUGACAAAGACGAGGUGAGCGAGAUGGACAGUGAUCUGGACGAGGAAAUGGAGGAGUCCGACGAGCCGCUCGCCAAGCGGGAGAAGGCGGAGAUGGAGGUGAUCCAGGUGCUGCAGGUGGGAGCGAUGGAGGAUGGUAGCAGCACGGUGGUGGGCGUGGUUCAGCCCAAUAUGCUCGGCUCUUUGCCCCAUACUCCUGGCAAUCACAGCGAACACAUCCUCAGCUCGACCGGAACCAGCACUAUCCGCCACUGCGGCAGCGUGGGAAACACGUAUGCCUCGGUGUGAGGCCGUCCGCUUCUCUCUUAUCCUCUCUACGCUAUACGUCUCUCACUACCAUCUCUCUGUGUGUCUCAGAGACAUCCCUUCUUAUCCACCAGGGCGAUAGCGCCGUGGUUUACGUCACACAAACAGGAUGAUGAUGCAUAGCUGCUUUGUUCAAGCCCUACAGUGGGGUCAUCUGCAAAGUUCUGAUGAACUGAUCCAAGUAAAUCAACUUUAGGAUGUGACGAGAUGUUGAUUGCAAAGUUGAACGCCCUUAUGUUAAUAGGAUGACCCAGAACUCAAAUCCAAGCCACUGGUUCCCCAAGGGAAACGUACACAUUGAUUGAUUCUGGAAAAUACCAUUUGCCUAGUUAUAUAUAUAUCACUUCUUUAUUUUAUUGUACUGGUCAUUGUUUACAGUUUUGUUUAGAACACGUAAUUGGCCAAAUGUUGCUUGCUGUUGAACUAUUUGGUUAGGGAGUGGAAAGUCUCGCUGUAUAACUGUGCUGCUAUAAUCGAAGCAGGCUAGUCAACCGAACAUAAUGAGCUUGCCUUUUCACCUUCUGCAGUCUGAGUGUUUCCAAAUGCCUUCUUUUGGUAGAUUUAGUUGUUUGGUAGCUUAAAGGAGGUUUUUUUUGGUCAUUGUACAUAUAUGCUGCAUGUACGAACUGCAUUUUCGGUCUUGGAAAUCAUUUUCUUUUUUUAUCGAUUGGACCAAAAACACAGGAGUGAGAAACAACUGGCUGUCCUGGGCCAUUUGGAAGCUUCGUUGCCUCUCACACCUGUGCGAUAUUGCAGAACAGAGUGAUUGUCAGGGAUUUUAUGUACCUCGGGUUCAUCUUAGUGCCUUAAGCCAAACAACAGCUUUUCAUUUCGUCUAGACAGGUGAUGCAAGAAGGUCAUUCUGUUUGUACUGAAAACCACACCGCCCAGAGUAUAUUCGUAAUCCCGCAUCGACAUCUGGCGCCAGAUGUAUCACGGUGGACAUGUGGCUGGAUUUGUGGUCUGAUAUCAAUGGUUGCUACCGUCUGAGCGUUUGCAUUAAACGAUUGUGGUUUAGUUUGCGCUAUAACGCGCGUCUGUUGCUGAAUUACUGCUCCCUAUCCACCGUCAAUGCCUGUUCCUGUCCUUCGCCUCUUCAGUAAGGCGAAGGACGUGUGUGUGUGUGUGUGUGUGUAUAUUUGUGUGUGUGUGUGUGUGUGUGUGUGUGCACGAGAGCUUGAAUUUGGCCGAGGUGUUUGUCGUUUGAUUGUUGCGUGUACACCUUGUCACCCUACCUCACACCGGCACUGCCGGUCUUUGACACAAAAUGUCCCGAUGUCUUGAAUUGUGUCUUGUUUUUUUGCUAGCCCGAAGUUGUCAUAUGACUCUACUUAUUUCAAUUCCCAUUGGCUGUUUCCCCCUCCCAACCACAAAAGUGAAUAUUGGUACGGUGGACCAAAAGUUGAUAGGCUAGGAUUUAAAGGAAUAUUCCUGGAUAUCGACGGCAUUUGUGGCAUAAUGUUGAAUACCAAAACUAUUUAUUUAGCCCUUUUCUUUAGAAAAAACCCCCCAAAUAUCUGGAUUACAUGGCUGAAGCCGUUGUGCAAGAUGAAUGACAAAUGGAAAUGCAAGUAAAAUAUAUUAUUUCCAUGUUUUGAAUCACAAUACACUGGCGGCUAAACGUUUGGGAUAAUGGACAGAUUUUGCCCUUAUGGAAAGAAAGUGGUACUUUAAUUCACCAAAGUGGCAUUCAGCUGAUCACAGUUCUUCCCAUAAGAGUCUUCUCUUUCCUGUUGUACAUGAAACUGGUGUUGAGCGGGUAGAAUUCAAUGAAGCCGUCAGCGGAGGACAUGUGAGGCGUCUAAUUCUCAAACUAGAGACUCUGAUGUACUUAUCCUCUUGUUUAUUUGCCCACUUCCGGUAAGGGGGCGGGGAGCAGCAGCAGCUCAUUUGCAUUUAAAGAGACACACACGAAAUCAGCGUGUUUUUGAUUCCACCCAAAAAGAGGCGUUUAUAACAUGAUAUAAUAAACGACCCGUGGGGUAUUAUGAGCUGAAACUUCAGACACAUUCUGGGGACACCUGAGACUUAUAUUACAUCUUGUAAAAGGGGCACAAUCGGUCUCCUUUAAAGAAUCAGAGGGACAAGGUGUUCAACAUUAUGCCACAAAUGCUGUUGAUUGAACUGAACUUGUAUUGAACCCGGAAUAUUCCUUUAAAUAUCUUUAUAGGUUUAGAAAUAUGGCCAUGGAAAUAAUUCAUACAUUUGUUCCUGUGUAUAUAACUUACAGUCCGGGGUGGAGAUUCAUUUGGUAUUAGAUAGUGUGUUGUUUGUUUUGCUUUUUACGGGGGGAAAACGGGGAAUGAGGAGGGCAACUCUGAGGAUUGGAGAUAACAGCGGCCACUAGUUUAUGGAUAAAACCGGUUAUUUGAGGUUUGUUGUUGUACUUAACCCUUUAUCGACUGCUCUGUUAUUAUGGAAAACACUGGAAAAUUGUAGUUAUUAACUGUAUUGCAUAAUUGUCUUUACUACUGACUUUUAUUUAAACCCUUUUUGUUUGUUUGUUUGUUUAUUUUCCCAAUUCCAAUGUGCGCAGAGGCCGUUCGAUGUACGUUAUUUUCAUCUAUUUGUAUUGAAACAGUAUAAUCAUAAUUUUAAAGUGAGGGAAAUUGAGAUAUGAAUCUGUCCAUUAAAAUAUCUCCAUUGAUGAUUUUGAAAUAAUACAGAACUUUAAAAAGAACCCCGUCCUGAUUGUCCCGAGACACCCGUGUCCUGUAACUGAUAAUCAGGACGUUAUAUUGAAGUGUGCAAUCUGUGAGACGUACUGGAACAUGUUUUUAACAGUAAUGACCCAUUAGUAAAGACGUCCCACAGCUGAAGCAUUGAGAUGAUGACGUGAUUGACCCGGAGUUGUUUUGCUACCGCCACCUAGUGUUGAGAGGACGGCGUUUCAAGUGCGUUUUAUUUUCUCUUUGAUUUCUCGUGCCUGGACGACAGACGGCUCUUCACUAUUGGCCAGUUUGUUAGAUGUCUCGAUCUCGUGUGAUGACACCUACUCAAAGUGCUUUUGGUCUUGCAUGCCUUUUCUUGUGCUGCUAGAAUAUCAUGAUCUUUCUCCAGGAAGUGUGUUCGUUUGAAACCACACGCCCAUUUCUACUCUCAAACUUUGCCAAAAUACACUUCAAAAUUAAUCUUUUGAUUGGACAUGCCUUGCUCGAUCAUCUGGGGACGCCUAUAGUUUCACGUUGCACCAAGGUUGUUUUCAAAUGAAACCAUCAUCUGGAUAUCAAAGCUUUGUUAGGUAAAGAAACUUGCCCUGAUAUCAGCAUAUCAACCCCUUGAGAUACCGCAGAGGAGCGUGAAGGCAGCUUCACUGGCUGAAGACUUCAGUGCCUUUGAUUUCACUACGACCUCCAGAACCAGAACAAGCCAACGGACGGACGGACGGAGCUCCAGAGUCUCCUAAAGCCGCCACACACACCUAUGACACAUAUGCACAGACCCGUUUGAAGGCACCCAAACUUUAACCGCUGAUGAUGACCUGAACUGCACUAUCACCGUCAUCACGAUUCGUUUUAUCUCCGUUCUACUGUUUGUGGAGUGACACGCUUGGUUUUUAUGUUGUCGUUUUUUUUGGGGUGUUGCUUUUGUAAUAUUUGAAGUGCCAUUUGACGGUUUCCGUAGUGAGUCGUGGCCCGCUGUAGCGAGUUCAAAUGCAAGCACAAGCAUCGUGGAAAACUCUCAGAACUCAAGUCCUAGAUGUAAAUAUGGAGAUAAAAAUGGAAGGAUAUUUAUUUUCAGUCCCUUUGAGCAGUUUAAUGACAGAUUUGUUUGACAUGUAUAUUGUGAUGAAUCCCCCCCCCCAUCCCUCUUUAUGGUUUUGGAUGAUGUACCUUUACCUAUACAGUACAUAUGGAUUUUUUUCCUCUUUUUGUGUGUUGUUCCAAUUUACCUCUUAGUAAAUUAUAUCCUCUGAAAAUGGUUAAAGCUGACUAAUAUGUGUAGAGUGAUUUGUAUUGUGUAUUUUACAUGAAGCAUAACAAAACUGGGGAACUUUUAUAUUUAUAAGAUGAUAUAUUAACAUUUAGUGUGUCAACAUGAGGAAAAUAUAGGAAUUAUCCGGGACACAUGUAGUUUGUUUUUUCUGAAUAUUUCAGACUUGAGCUCAGGCUAGCUUAUUAGUGUCGUUUUCUUAAAUUUGUGGCUUGUCUUUCAAUUAAUAAACCUUUUUCUUGUUGAAACAAA